GACAAAACUCGCGGCGUGAACGUGGCAGCCAUUUUACAUCCUCAAGAGUGAAUGAGUGGAUCCGGACCAGUGCCGGGAGUUUUACACUUUUUCUCUUUUAAUUAACACACUUUCCUUCCGAAAUAAUCAACAACAUACAAGUUGGUGAUCCAUCGGCAGAUUUCUGGAGACAUGGCCACAGAACAUAUUAAUGGAAAUGGUCCAGAAGAACCUAUGGAAACCUCCUCUGCAGUUACCCAUUCUGAGCACUUCCAGACUUUAAUAGAAGCUGGUUUACCACAGAAAGUUGCUGAAAAACUAGACGAAAUUUACAUAGCAGGUUUGGUGUCACACAGUGACUUAGAUGACCGAGCAAUCGAGGCCCUGAAGGAGUUCAACGAGGAAGGUGCUCUGCAAGUUUUGUUGCAGUUCAAGGACAGCGACCUCUCACAUGUUCAGAACAAAAGUGCCUUUCUGUGUGGAGUAAUGAAGACGUACAGACAGAGGGAGAAACAGGGGACCAAAGUCUCGGACUCUAACAAAGGACCAGAUGAGGCCAAAAUCAAGGCCCUACUGGAGAGGACUGGCUACACACUUGAUGUGACCACGGGCCAGAGGAAGUAUGGAGGUCCUCCUCCAGACUCCGCCCACUCGGGGGCUCAGCCCACCAUUGGUACAGAGAUUUUUGUGGGUAAGAUCCCCAGAGACCUGUUUGAAGAUGAGCUGGUGCCACUGUUUGAGAAGGCGGGGCCUAUCUGGGACCUGCGUCUGAUGAUGGACCCUCUCAGCGGCCUCAACCGAGGCUAUGCUUUUGUCACGUUCUGCACCAAAGAGGCUGCGCAGGAGGCAGUCAAACUGUGCAACAAUAAUGAAAUUCGACCAGGCAAACACAUUGGCGUGUGCAUCUCUGUGGCCAAUAAUAGACUGUUUGUUGGCUCCAUCCCCAAGAGUAAAACAAAAGAUCAGAUCGUGGAAGAGUUUGCAAAAGUCACAGAGGGUCUUAAUGAUGUCAUCCUGUACCACCAGCCUGACGACAAGAAGAAGAACAGGGGCUUCUGCUUCCUGGAGUAUGAAGACCACAAGACCGCCGCCCAGGCCCGCCGCCGCCUGAUGAGCGGCAAGGUCAAGGUGUGGGGGAACGUGGUGACGGUGGAAUGGGCGGACCCCAUAGAGGACCCAGACCCUGAGGUCAUGGCCAAGGUCAAAGUGCUGUUUGUGAGAAACCUGGCCAGUACUGUUACGGAGGAGAUACUUGAAAAGGCCUUCAGUCAGUUUGGCAAACUGGAGCGGGUGAAGAAGCUGAAAGACUAUGCUUUUAUUCACUUUGAGGAGAGGGAUGGUGCUGUGAAGGCGCUGGCCGAUCUCAAUGGCAAGGACCUGGAGGGAGAACACAUCGAAAUAGUCUUUGCUAAGCCACCUGACCAGAAGAGGAAAGAACGCAAAGCCCAGAGGCAAGCGGCUAAAACGCAAAUGUAUGACGAUUACUAUUACUACGGACCCCCCCACAUGCCCCCUCCAGCAAGGGGCAGAGGGCGAGGCAACAGGGGCGGCUACUCGUACCAGCCAGACUACUAUGGCUAUGAAGAUUAUUACGACUAUUACGGUUAUGACUACCAUAACUACCGAGGCGGCUACGAAGACCCCUACUACGGCUACGAGGACUUCCAGACCACCGGGAGGGGCCGGGGGGGCAGAGGAGGAGCCCGUGGAGGGGCCACCCCAUCCCGGGGUCGUGGGGCGGUCACACCCAGGGGCCGAGUGGGGUUCUCCCAGAGAGGAGGACCAGGAACGAGCAGAGCAGGGAAACGGGGUCGAGGCCGGUCCUGACCUGUUUGUCGCGGUGAAGACUUGACUUGCUGUGUGGGGUUACACCAUAAACUGCAAUGGAUGUGGAUGGAAGAACUCGACGAAAAGGUCCAAUGAUAUUCCAGCCUUACAGAAGCAUCUCCCCCUCUCAAACUGCCACCCCCCCCCUCCCUCCCUUCCCCUUUUAAGAGAACCGGAGCAUUUAGAAGACUCGCCACUGCCCGCCCCUCCUCGUCCCUACCCCCAGCCCUGUCCUACAAUCUCCCCCUGCCCCGCCCCCCCCAAAAUGCCAUUUUUAAAUAAUUAUUGAAGAAUUUGCACUUUUUACGUUUCUUAGUUUGAAGUGGCUCACAGGAGCUUGAUGCUAUUGUAUAUUUUUGUGCUAAUCGCAAUUUUAAUGUCGGAAUAUCCAUGUUAAUCUUAAUCGUUUGAUUUGGAUGUUUUUGAAAGAGAACAUUUGCAGGUUUUUAGGGUGUAGCCACCUGGCAUGGAUAAGUCAGGCAUUCCAGGAAAGUGGUUCUUUUCAGAACUUGUCUUUAAAGGGUUGGUUGACUACCUCAGUACAGAGGACUAGACCACCCGGCCUGUACUGUACAUAGGGAAACUAUAUUGAUGAAAGCAGGGCUUGUUCACCACAAAAUAUGCACAAGAGAGGCAGCGCCAACUGAUGUACUUAAUGUAAUAUAGUCAUUUUGCUGCAGCUCUGACACUGCAAACAGUCAAACUGGGCAUGCAAAAUAAUCUCAUAUGAUGAGCCCGAACAAGCCCUGCUUUUAUCCUAUUUUGAACUGAAUUAGCUGCCUUGCUUCUUCAGAUUAUGUAGUUACUGGUUGUAUAGUUUGGAAAAAAAUGUUACUUUUGUAAAGGCUUCAAACAUCCCAGAGGCACCCCAACUGCCUUUGACUAAGCCCUGCAGUCUCCCUUUCCCACUUCCAACAAUGGAUUUGUGUUUUUAUAAUACCAAUAGAGUAAUUUUGAAGGAUGUACAACAGAAUUAUGUUCAGCACCCAUCAUUAUAAUACUAAUAAUCCUCGUUGAAAAACAAUUGUCCCAAUCAUGGCAAAAUCCUGAUGACGAUCCCUCCUGACAGUAAAACCAGCUACUUAAAAGUUCAGUCAAGGUCUUCUUUCUUGAUUGAAUUAUAAAGGCCAUGAUGUCCAAGCCAGUGAGCAUCUGUGUGGGUGUUUGUUGGUGAGGGAUCCUAGUCACUACAGUGGUCAAAGGGAUACUGCAGCUAUGAUUUGUAUUCCAUGUAUAGCAUAAGAGACUGAGCUAUUCAUCCGGUUUUGUACACAGUUAACUCCCUCUCAAUAAAAUCAUUACAACCACCUUUUGAAAAAAGAUGUUAGCAGUUUUAAACUAUUGUUGGUGGCCAACAACGUUUUUUGCAUUCCUGCAAAUAAAUUGUUUUAUACUGUAAAAUGGAGGUGAGUGUAACUUAUUUUUGUAAUAAAGCUUUUGAUUUCUA
Osmerus eperlanus (European smelt) is the source of this 3253-nucleotide messenger RNA. RefSeq names its product heterogeneous nuclear ribonucleoprotein Q-like. Gene Ontology annotation, molecular function: mRNA 5'-UTR binding. The transcript has 12 exons. Bases 172 to 1806 code for a protein of 544 amino acids. Gene Ontology annotation, cellular component: nucleus; ribonucleoprotein complex; CRD-mediated mRNA stability complex. Gene Ontology annotation, biological process: CRD-mediated mRNA stabilization. Lineage: Eukaryota; Metazoa; Chordata; Actinopteri; Osmeriformes; Osmeridae. The record is from RefSeq and is a predicted model, not a curated record.